Messenger RNA from Argiope bruennichi, 4197 nucleotides. RefSeq lists its product as uncharacterized. The record is from RefSeq and is a predicted model, not a curated record. NCBI's taxonomy places the organism in Eukaryota, Metazoa, Arthropoda, Arachnida, Araneae, Araneidae. The coding region runs from base 131 to 1474 and encodes 447 amino acids. The transcript has 10 exons.
GAGUUACAAGUCACUGCGACAGGUAUCCUAGAGCUUUGCAUCCGCAUAGGCGUCAAGAAGAGCUCUGGUCCUAGAAGCUCAAGGCUUCAUCUUUUGUCUAGUACACACUCAAGAGUUCCUGUCGGCCAUCAUGGCGUCAAGACAAGCAGCACUGCAGCUUCUUGCACUCUUCAUCUUAGCAGCUGCAUUCUCCAGCUUCACGCUGAUUCAUGCCGAUGAUUCCUCCAAGUCAGAUGAACACGCGAGCAAAGAAGUUUCUGCAUCGGAUGACUCCAGCGCUCAGGAGGACAGCAAAGAAAAACGAUCGCAGGAGGAGAUAAUGUUCGGCAACCAACAGAACAAGCCAAACGGUCUGGUGGACGACCUCAUGGGUAUGUCCGAGAACGGCGAAGAGGACGACAGCAGUGCUUCCGUCUUACCGGACAAGAAGACCGCUGGUGCGCAAGAUGAUGAGCACUCAUCAAACGACGAGGCAAAAGAUUCGAAAGACGAAAAACGGGCCCCAGCACCAGAAGACCAGCCGAAUGAUAUGAUGAUGGGUUCUGGAGCAGAGAACUGGUACAACACCCUUCCGGUCUCCCCCAGUGCUAUGCAGUAUCUGGCCAACUCGCAGGCGAUGAAAACCAUGCCAGCUUCGGAAGACUUCAGCAACAGCCUGUAUGACCAGGAGGACCUGUACCGUCGCAAGAGACAGCUCAUCAAUCACCAUGGCCUGCCCCUCCAGAAACGCAGCCUCAGGAGCUCCCUGGGGCAGAUGAUUCAGAAGAGGGGUAUCCGCAUGCCCAGGAGGUCCAUGAGGCUCAAGAGGCAGGUGGACAUGGAAGACCUUCUCAACCUCUUCGGAAACGAACGAUUCUAUGAUGAAGACCAGCAAAUGACUCCACAUAUCUUUGGAGGUCGGUCACAGACCGUAGCUAAGCGACAUGUUCCCGGCCGAUUCUCGGGCUAUCCAGAAACACCAGCUCCAGAAUUCCGUUACCCUUACGUGUUUCAACACCGCGACAACGGCAUUUUGUCCGCCAACAACGACAUGGAUGAAAACAGCGACGCUCUGGACGGAGAAACCAUGGAAGACAUCGACAGUCUGAUGCUACUCCCCCCCAAUGCCAGAUAUUCGGACCUUGCUCAGUACGGAUCCCGGGAUGAGGAGAAGGAAGCGAUUCAGAGCUGGCUGAACCGACACACUGUUCCAUCCGUUUUCAGAGUGUCCAGAAGAUCAGCCCCUUACUUCUACCCCGUCGACUACCGAUACAUACCCGGCUACAAGAAACGAUCCAGCUUCCGAAACAGGAAUAGGGAUUUGGGCCGUUUUUCGAACGAUGAUGACACCGAAGCAGAUUUCGGAAAAUGGGGGCACGUCGUGCAGGUCCCCGAAGCGUAUGCAUCUCCAGAAGAUGUGGCCAGACUGUAUGGGCUGGCCAAUCUAAUGGCUGAAGAAGACGAGCCGGAAGCCAAAAUGCGCAGAUCAGCCUAAAAAUCUUAAAAAAAAAUGGUGUGUCCCCCCCAUGCUUCUUUCAGCGUGCGAUGGGCUUUUUCGUAUAACUGUGCAUCCUAUAUUUUACUCACAACGUCUCUAACUGUUCUGUGUAUUAAUUCCAAGAGCAACUGGAAGACAAUUUCACCAACUGUAACCAGUUCGAUCCGAUUAAGACAAGAUUAAUCGAAAUACAUGAAUGGUUUAUUCAAUGUGUACGUGUUUUUAUGUAGUUUUGUUUGCACACAGAGUAUUACCGAUUAAAUUGUUGUCUUUCUUUUUUCAAUACCAAUUUUUAUAAAACAUUCCAUCACUCAGUAACCAAUUCCUGCUAGAAUAGGAUCUUUUUAAAGUAUAAAGAAGCACAAUUUUUCCUGGUUAAAAAAAAAAAAAAGGAUUGCAUCCUGCUUUCCUGCUAUUCCGUCAAUUAAUAAUUUUUAUGCAAAACGAAAUCUAAAUAUAUUUUGAUAGUCAAAAGAUUGAAAAUUUUGAAUGUUACGCUUAUGUUUGAGAUUUGAACACAUUUUAUGAAUAUUCUAAUUUAGUAUUUUCCAACUAUGAUUUCAGUCUGACGUUUCAUUCAGCUUUUAAGGAUAAUUCGAUAAUACAUGUUAAAAACUUUGUGAACAAAAAUAUAGCUUGUUGUUUGUUUACUUGUUGUUGUCGUUUGAAAAUAUUUAUUACUUUAAAAUAUCUAUAGUUUAGAUUACACUUGUUUAAGAAUUUAUUGAUUCCAGAUAUAUAUUUCCGUAACUUUCAACUAAAUUUUAAUAGAUAGGUAAUAAUAUCUCUGUCGGUAAUAUAUAACAUUAAUUUGAGCUAUUUAAAACUCUGUUUGUGCAUUUCUUGGAUGCAAUUGAAUACUGAUAUGUUACCAUUUCUAUAUAAGAAGAGAAUGACAGCCAUAUAAUCCGUAUAAAUUUCAGAAUAUUCUUUAGAAAAUGUAAUAUAGAGGCAUUGAAGUUUAAGCAACAGGCUGCGUCACACCGUUACACGAUGAUUUCACUUUUCGCAAUGUCACACGAUGAGGUUUGUAUAAUGUCAAAUUGUCGCUUGAUAAUGCACGCACGCAAGAUCACAUUAUCACGUGAUAAUUAAAUUCAUAAAGUGUCCUAUUAUCACGUGAUAAGGUCACUUAAUGCAAUCUUAUAUGAAAUGAUGCAUGCAAAGCUGCAUUGACACUUGAUGUGGUUCAUACAGAGUCACGCCAUAAAGUCACUACAUACAAUGGUGCAUGAUAAAAUCUAUGCAAAGCCACAAUGGUACACAAUAAAGCUCAUGCAGUGUCACAUUGUUUGGUCAUAAGGUUAUUUCUUGAAAUGGCAUAUGGCGAAAAUAUAUGUAAAGCCUCAUUGGCUGACGAUAAAAUUCAUGCAAUGCCAUUUCAUGAGGUCACUUCAUGAUUUGGCGUAUGAUAAGAUAUACAUGAAGCCUCAUUGAAUACGAUGAGACUCAUGCAAUCUCACAUUGUCAUUUGAUAAAGUCACUGCAUGUAAUGGCGUAUGAUAAGAUAUACAUGAAGCCUCAUUGAAUACGAUGAGACUCAUACAAUCUCACAUUGUCAUUUGAUAAAGUCACUGCAUGUAAUGGCAUAUGAGGCUCAAGCAAAACCUCAAUGGCAUAAAACAAAGCCCAUGCAAUAUGGUCACUCCAUGCAAUGUCACAAUUGCACACUUCUCUUGUAAAAAAAUGAAGAAAAGGGAAGAUACUUUUAUGGCAAAUAGAUUCACUAAUGCAUAUAUUGUAAGCGGUAUGUCUAUCUACCACGUUCUAAGAAGCUGUCAUCUGUGAUAAUCGAUGCUCUACUGGCGCAUAGGCGCAACAUGUAGAGUAUGCAUACUUACUUGCACGUAAAAAAUAUGUUUACUUUCUGAACACAGUUUUGGUUUGUAUGCAAUCGCAAAAACGAUUUUUUUUUUAUAUAUCAGUAAAAUGAAAGACUCGAUUGCGCAGGAUGUCCUGUGAGCAGUUUUUCAUUUUCUGCAUUCACAACUUUUUUGAUUAAUUCUCAUUUCUUAUGAUAUCCAGAAAAGUUUUUAGAUAAUUAAACUUUUUUUUAAAUUAUUUUUCAUUUUAUAAAAUGUUAAUUUUGAAUGAUAUGUCUACUCUGUUUGACUGGAAGCGUGUCAAUACUGGCACCAAUAAUAAACAUAGAUUUGAUGAUUGUGCACCUGUUUCGUAUGUUAUAACCACGUUUUUGUGACUUGCGAUGCAUUUUGUGGAUCAGGUAAACUAAAGAAUGUACUGAAAAUCUUCUAAAAACGAAAAGCAAUGUAUUUUUCAAAGGAAAUAUGGGAACCAAUUCUGGAAUUUCCUAUAUUUCCUACUUAAUGUUAAAAACACUCGAUUUUCGAUUCUUCUAAAAGUUCAAAAGAAAUGAAUAAAUUCCUUUUUUAAAUGUUACUAAAAAAACACAUAUAUCUGUCCUCUUCGCAAAGAAAUGGUGAACAUCUUCACGUAUUCUGCUUCUGUUCAAUGUGCAUAUCCCCCAUUUUGUAUCAUGUAUGAGUGUUGUGUAUUUCUUGUGUAUCUGUUGAGAGAAACAUGCAUUAAUAUAAACAUGUUGUUCUAUUAUCAAUUAAUAUUAAAUGUACAGGAGUUACACUGAGAGAAACCACUUACUGCAUGAGAAGAAAUAGAUGGAGAGAAACAAAGAGUAUUAUUUCCAAGAAUGAAAUUAAAAAUGUAUUGAAAUUUAUGAAAUAAAUUUACUUUAUGUUCAA